UUGGAGCGCAUCCAGGCGGAGAAUGCGAGUGAGUGGGCCAAGCGGGAGAGGCUGGAGUCGGAGAAGCUGGCACUGGAGAGAGACAACAAGAAGCUACGCUCACAGAUCUCUGACUUUGAAGAGGAGCUUGAGAAGAAGAGCCAAACAUCAUCUACUGUGGCCGACUCUGAUCUGAAGACCAUGCAGUUUGAGCUCUCUGAGAGAACCAAGGAGCUGGCCGACCUUCGGCACGUCCACUCAAAGCUGAAGAAAGCUCUUACGGAGCGUGGUACAGAGUUGGAACACACGCGGCGACGUGCAGAGCAGUACGAGGCUGAGGUGCGCAAGCUGCGAAGUCGGGUGGAUGAGCUGAAGCAGGACCUCGCUAAAGCAGAGGAUGAGGUGGAUAACCAAGGCAAUGCUGCCCGCAAAACCCAGAGGGCAAACGAUGAGCUACAGGCACAGGUUGAAAGCUUACAGGUGCAAGUCAGUCACCUGCAGUCAAGGCUGCGCAGCAACAGCAAACAUGGGGCUGUCACGGCGCCACGGUCUACCAGCCUCAGGUCCUUGACCUUGGAAGACUCGGCCGAGCUUGCAGACAGUGAGAAUGAUUAUGAUGAUAUGUAAAGCUCAGGUGAAAGUUAAAGGUUGACAUACUUUUACCGGCUUUUUUUGCCAUGUUUUUAGAUCUGCACAUUAUAUGGCAAGUUGGAUUGUUCAUGUGCAUUUGGCAAAUUUUUCAGAGAGGUACGAGUGCUGGUGACUGAUAUAGCUGUUGUAACGUGAAAUACCACUCGUCUGCUGGGACAUUUCAGUAACCCACUCUCAGCACUUUUCAAGGACCCCUGAGCGACUGUUGACGUCCUGCGAGCUGUCGGCAUCGCUAACCGUUUAUGACGCCACAGCGCCAGAAAGAGAGAGAGAGAGAACAUGAAAUACCAGAACAAGAACAGAAACUCUUAUACCACUACUGUUGGUAAAAAGGAUGGGGCUGAGAGAGAAAGAUCUUUUUCUGCCUGUGAAAGUUUCUCAGGCCGUAUAGCAUACUCUGGAAAAUAAAGUCUCCUUUAUCCUCUUUUGUAAAUUUUAAAAAAUGUGGAUCAUCACAGGAGUAAAAAAAUCCAAUGCUGUCUGCUUAUCCUCCCCUCUUCGUCCCUGUCUUUUUGAUUGCAUGAUGGUCAGAUGAAAAGACUGUUUAGCCGAGUGGCCUACGUUGAUGCAAUCAAAGAGAAUGGAUACUCUCUUUUUUUUUAUGCUACAAAAAGUAACCAUAGAUAGAUGAAAGCAUGUCUUUCUAAAGAUGCUAGCAUAUGGCCACCUGUGCAGUUUUGAUGUAUUUAUUUCAAAAUGGAUUUAGUUUUUUCUUGUUUGAGUCCUACAGUGCUGAAAGAGAAGCCUACACCUUCAUAUCAUCCUGACUUCAUUUAGCAAGCACGGACAGAGAAGACGACGGACCAAAGCUUUUGGUUGUGUUAAGCACGAGUUCAUUUGAUCCUCUUAGUCUCCACUGUGUUUUACUUGUAUAAUGUUACUUUUAGGUCCUUUCUUCAUAUUGGGCUGUUGUGACAUCUCUAGAUUUGUCCAUCUAGCGAAAUUCGCUGAGAUCUGUUGCUGUGGUUUUACUGAGUCACAGGUUGCGGGCGGUAUUGCAUACAGACGUAAGUCAUUCUUGGCAACUUUUGAGAUACGUCUCUACGCAAUACUGCCCGCCAGGUGCAAAGUGAGGUGCAAUUCUAGUUUUUCAUAAAUGUGUCUGCAUGUUUGUUUUCAAAGUGGACAGCAGCUGUGGGCUGUUCUAUUUUAUUUUGAAUGUGUGUGUGUGUGUUCUAGUUUUCAUAUUAGUUCAUUGAAUGUGAUUCUUUUUUACACAUCUUUUGCAAUUUACUAUAUCGUUGCUUCAGAACUUAUUUUUCCAAAGUGCACUUAAGCAAAGAGGCACUUUGGACAAAAUAGAUAUGAGGCGCCGAUAUAUACAGAAAAAUGAUGCUGAUCAAAAUUUCGAGCAGACCAAUACGUAGCAAUAUCUUUGAGAAAA
This is a messenger RNA of Aplysia californica (California sea hare), 2014 nucleotides long. RefSeq names its product coiled-coil domain-containing protein 102A. Gene Ontology annotation, cellular component: myosin complex. NCBI's taxonomy places the organism in Eukaryota, Metazoa, Mollusca, Gastropoda, Aplysiida, Aplysiidae. The record is from RefSeq and is a predicted model, not a curated record.